GUAUCCCAAAUGCGCCAAAUUUAGAUCUGAUAUUAAAACAGUUUAGGGUUUAGGGUAUUCCGGAGCACUCGGGAGAGCAACAAUGAAUCAUCAACGUUCACAAAUUGCGCUUUGCAAAUGGCUCUUCCAGCACUCUUUCCACCCUUCUCCGAAGCUCUUCUCCCUCAACUCGCUCUCGACGAGUCCUACUCGGCGCGUUUCCGACUCAGCUCCAUUGCCGGAACCCGAGAUUCUUCUCAACACACCCACAACAACUCCCCACCAUUUUCUCCAUCCAGCUCUCUCGAACUCACCGACCCAGUUCGCAGCUCGCCGGAAUGUGAGGCAAUUCAGCGGCGGGCCGGAGGAGUUCGAUCAGAACCAAGUGGUGGACACGAUCAACCUCAAGUUUGCAGAGGCGAGGGAGGAGAUAGAGAUGGCCAUGGAGUCCAAAGAAACUGUUUACUUUGACGAAGAGGCCGAGUGCGCUCGAGAUUCUGUGAAGGAAGUGCUGGAAUUGUAUGAAGGUCUUUUGGCUAAGGUGCCAGAGAGCAAUAAGGCGGCGUUGCAGAGGUCGAUGGGGCUCAAGAUUGAGCAGCUCAAGGCUGAGCUUCAACAGCUGAAUGAGUGAAAUUAAGAAGUUAGGACCCACAAGUGUAGAAUAGAAGAGAGCAAAACAAGGUGGAGAAAGAAAGCAAUGGGGAACAAGUAUGGCGAAGAAAUCAGUUUCCAGAAGAGGACAUAGUUUCUCAUGUGGUGGGAAUGGGGGGAUAUCUAAAUUCGUCCUUGGAACUACUGUACGGUGGCCUCCCAAUUUGUGGAGGCACCGAAAUUUGAAUGUAUCCUUGCUCCUCCACCUUGACGAUUUUUGGUGUGCCAUUAUGUCUUUCCAUGUCCUAAAUAUAGAUAUUUCUUUAUCUUCCUUGUUGGUUUAUUGAAAAUGAAGCUUUAAACGGAAGGAGAACCCUUGGGGCGGUGGCUCUUCUGCAAUUGUUUGUUUUUAUCUUCUAGAUGCUAUUAGCUAUGUGUGUGCUGAGCGUUAGCUCUUUAACUCGAAUGAUAAAUUUAGCAUUGUAUCCUACUUGUGCUGAUGAAUCUAAAUGAUGGAUUUGAUGCCGUGAUCA
Molecule: messenger RNA, 1103 nt
Organism: Malus domestica (apple)
Lineage: Eukaryota; Viridiplantae; Streptophyta; Magnoliopsida; Rosales; Rosaceae
Product: embryogenesis-like protein
Source: RefSeq, a predicted model, not a curated record